GUCUCAUUCAGUUUGAGAAUAUAAGAAGACAGGCAUUUAAUCGAGCAAGGAUACAAUGGCAGCAUGCAAACGACCUCUAAAUUAAGCUCGUCAACGUUAACUUUGUGACCACUAACUCUGUGUAAUUGUGCGUGUAGUGGCCAUUGAAUGACAAAACAAUUAAAGGAUUCAAAAUGAUUACAUUUACAUCUGGAAGACGUUUAAUUUCUGGGGUUUCAGUAUGGAGGUGUCUUCAGCAGAUAACCAGAGCCCCACACUACACAACAUCUCAGCUGUUUCCUUCUCAAGCCUCCUCAGUGUUGAUGUCAUCCAGACUCACUCCCACCAACAGUUUGUUGAGCACCAGCUGGCAUGCCUCACGUCUGUGCCACGGGGACUCAAGAGCCACCUCAGGGAGAGUCGACAGGAAAGACGGCUUCAGUUUGAGGGCCCUCAGCCAGGCUCCUAAACCAGCCCUCUACAUCGGUGUCUCUGGGCUUAUCCCUUUCCUGUCUGCCCCUCUCCUGAUGGCUGCCACACAGACCUUCUACCCGGAAGUGGCGUAUGCUCAGAUGGUCUACGGAGCCUCCAUAGUGUCCUUCCUCGGAGGCGCCCGCUGGGGGUUUGCCAUCCCAGCCGGUAGUCCUGCUAAGCCUGACUGGAUGAACUUGGGCAACAGUGUGGUUCCUGCACUCCUGGCCUGGAUGGCGCUGCUCUGCAGGGACAAUAUAGCAGAGGGAGCUCUGGUGGUUAUUAUGGGAUUGGGCCUGUCUCUGCACUAUGACCUGACCCUGCUGCCGGGCUACCCCUCCUGGUUUAAAGCCAUGCGGACUAUACUCACCCUGAUCGCCACUUUCUCACUGGUGGCUACCCUGACAAUUAAGAAAUUCUGCCCUGAGAAGAAACUUAAAGAGAGUAAGAAAUGACUCAAAAGGGACAGUGUGUACUUUUGAAACCACAUGGACUCAAUAAAACAUUCAAAUUAUGCACAGCUGUGAAGACACUCAGUAAUUAUGUAACUAAGAAAUAGUUUUUUCACUUUUAGGACGAAUGUGAGUGAAAUAUCAUUUAGAAAACAAAUAAGUUGCCAUAUCCAAGCAUAAAACAAGAAAGACUUUGAAAGAAAACAUUUGUAGAAUCACAUUGUUUGUGAAAAGUUAUUAUUAGCCGAAUAGCCGUGCGUACUCUGAUCACGCUUCUUUCUCACUGGUGGCUAGCCUAAAAAUGAGGAAAUGCUGCACUGAGAAAAAGCGGUUCAGAACUGAAUUUACGAGGACAGUUUGUACUCUGAGUCACAUGGACUCAAUAAUAAGUCUGGUCUGAUUUGUUCAUACUGUACAUCAUCCCUGAACAGUAACUCUGUAACAUAUUAAAUAGUUCUAAUAUCUUUUGGGACAAACGUGACAUGUAUACAAGUGUUAUAUCUUACAAAUAAAUGAAUAAAAACAGUUGCAAAA
This is a messenger RNA of Trematomus bernacchii (emerald rockcod), 1436 nucleotides long. Its product is annotated as transmembrane protein 69-like. Bases 174 to 905 code for a protein of 243 amino acids. NCBI's taxonomy places the organism in Eukaryota, Metazoa, Chordata, Actinopteri, Perciformes, Nototheniidae. The transcript has 3 exons. The record is from RefSeq and is a predicted model, not a curated record.